AAUGGCGACCUGUAGACCAAUCUCAUGCGAGGAGCAGUGAUUGAUUUGCAGCUUUUUAUUAGUUAUGACGGUCCAACAGAAGCGAGUCGCGUCCCUCAUUUUAAGAGAACAUUAUGGAGAAAUUGUAGAGAAGGUCGGGACGUUUUGUAUCGCUAAAGGACUUCGUCCUUUGAAGGAUAUAACUCGAGGAACCAAACUACCUCAAGGCCAAGUGCAGAAGGCGUUGUGCUGCCUCAUUCAACAUCAUUUUGUCACAUUUGAAGUCAAUAAGAGAAACGUUACGUUGUACAAUGCGUGGAUUUCUAAUAUCCUUCUUCGUCUCCGUGCUCCGCGGUACAUUUAUUGUGUGAAAUCUCUUUUUGGGUACACUGGCGAGUUGAUAAUAGAUGAAAUUUUUCAGCAUGGGUCUUCUAUCAUGAGCACAGUUGUGGACAAAGUUGCGAGGCAUUUACAAGAGGAUAACAUUGAUUCAGAUGAGGAUGAGAUUCGAGUUUGUUUUGCUGAUCUCGUGAAGAACCAUUUUCUUCAAAGAUUGAGGCCAAUGAAAAGUGAAGAACAAACCAUGGGCAACAAUAGUUAUAAUGAGGAUGACCUCUAUGCUCUGCCACCUGGAAUGAACUUGCAAGGUGUUGUAAUGAAGUGUUUUUUAUUUAUCAUAAUAGAUCUUGUAAAGGCCUUAUUUUGAAAUAAUGCAUCUCUUAUGCCAGUCACUUACAUUUCAUGAACAAUCCCCUCUGAGGAUUUUUCGCGGCACUCAACUCUGAGACUGAUACCUCACUCUAACCCAUAAAGUACAACUGUGGCGUAGUGACUGCUUUAUGAGAAGUCAACUCUGUUUCUCCCUACCCAUUCCUCCCCACGCAUUCCUCACUCAUUACUCUUAUAAGGUAGAAGUUGUUAUCUUGAUCUAACACCAUACUCUUGUAACUAGUUUACAAGGAAAUGUGUAGCCACUAGGGGGGAAAUUAACCAUCAGGCUCCAGUUGUUCAAAGGGUAUCUAAUGCUAUUCACUGGAUAAAUCUCUAUCUGUUGGAUAGCGCAGUACAUCUUGUUAACACUAAUCUGCUGGAUAGCAAUUUAUCCAGUGGAUAAUGUUAUCCACCCUUGGCCUGGAUCUUGGGAGUUGAAGGGCUUAGAGAAUGCUAUUUAAGGAUCAUUCAAGAACACAAGAGAGGUGCAUAGAAAAGUAUCUUGCAUCUGCUUUACAGCAGAUGCAUGGCGUUGAUGUAGUAUAUCACUAUGUGCAGGUCAUGGUUCAAAACGGAAGAGAAGUACUGGUGAUGAGGGUCAAACAGCAAAGAGGCAAAAAACAGGAGCAAGGUAUGUACUAAUAUUUCAUAACUGUGGUAAUCAACACUUUUUCAAUUCUGAUGAAUGGUUCUCUAUGAUAGAUGUUAGUUACAUUUUAUUUAAAGACAUUAGCAAGCAUGAUUUGUGUCUUGUUUCAUUUUAGCUACACUGCUGGUGGCAGAAGCUCUGUAAGUAAAAUAUAACUGAAGUAUCAAAAAUUCUUCUCAGUAAUUUAUGAAUUCCUCUGCAAGAUUCUUUUCAACUUGACAUUGCAUAUCUUCUGUCUAAAUUGGUCUCUUGCCUGCAAAAAGUCAGAAAUAUCAGGUUUACUAUCAAGAAGAACUUUGACAACCAAGUUACCAUGUAGUGAUGAUGAUGAUGAUAAUAAUAAUAAUAAUUACAAGAAUUUAUAUAGCACCCUUUCCGUGAGCUCAAAGGUGCUUUACAAUAAUUGUAAUUCUAAAAAAUAAACAAAAACAUUUGAGUUAUUAAAGAAAAUAUAUAGCAGUUAUAGAAGUUAAUUUUCAAAAAAAUAAGAUACAAUCGACUUGCUAAGAUGCUAAGAUUAACUAAGGAAAAUAUAUACAAUAACAAGAAAAAAAAAGGUUAGUCAACUAACUUAUAAAAACCUCUCUAAAAAGUAGUGUUUUAAUCUUAUUCUUAAAAACAUCAAGGUUCUGGAUUGAUCUUAUGUCAUCAGUUAAGGAGUUCCAGAGCUUGGGCACAGUAACUUGAAAAGAUCUGUCGCUGUAAAACUUGAGAUUAGACCUUGGUGUUACAAGGAGUUUUUUUGAAGAAGAUUGUAAUUGCCUUGUCAGAGUAUAGGGCUGAAUGAGAUCUGCUAUAAAAUAUAUAUAAUGGUGGUAACAUGAUAAGAAUAUUGAUAAUAAUAUUAAUAAUAAUAGUAAUAAUAACAAUAAUAAUAAUAAUGGUAAUAGACUACACAUAGUGCACAUCAUCUCAAAGUUCUAAGGUACACCAGGGUUUCAUCAUCCAUAUUUAGACAAUCACUACAUUUGUAUUUUUGUCACUGCUAUUCAGGAAUUAAGCGAUGAUGGAAUUUUAUGGCAAGUGAACUUUGCAAGGUUUCAUCAGCAUUUCAUUGAUGAGGUACAAUAUUUAGACACUACUCCAGGUAGUUUUCACUUUAACGAAAUCUUCGUACAGCUAAUAAUCGUUGGAAAUUUCAUGAAGCUUUCUUCUGGGCAACUCUACUUUUAGACUAGCUAAGGAUUUCAUUUUUUUUGUGGUAAGUUGUUUACAGGCUGUAUGAGCAGAGUUAGUUGGCUUGUCCAAGAAAUCAACAUAAACAACUAUUAAAGCCAUGUCAUCCUAGUCAUGGAUACUGUGAGAGAAUUACUGAUAAAUAUGUUACAUUAGCACUCUCAAUAUAGAUGUAUUUUGUCCACCUUCAUUUCUCCUCAAGACUUACUAAUGAAUUUUAAACAUUAUUUCCUAGAAUAUUGUCACUGUUGUAACCAAGAAAGUUGAUAAGGUAAGUAGGACACUUAGUCAGGAAAUUUACCAUCAAAUUUUUUGGCUACUGAUAUGUUUAUAUACUUACAUUCUCCUAAACCAGGAAAUGAAAUUCUUACAGAAUGCUUGUUUAUGCUAUCUGUAAUUAACAAAUUGACCAAAAAUGAUUGAUAAUUAAUUAUCAUUUGUCUUUUGUUUGUUUGUAAGCUCAGUGAAAAUCUUUCCUAAAACUCUUGAACGUAAUUAGAUUGGUAUUAGGUCACAUCAUCUCAGAUCAUCCUAGGUUAUUUUAUUUCUGAACUUAUUGUAACUUAUCCAAAGUUGAUCAAAUGCUUUUAUUUUGUGUUGCUCAGUUUGCAGGGGAGAUUGUCAAGACAAUGUUGAAAUUGACUGAGCUGGCAAGAGAUCCCUUAUCACCGACAUCACAAACAGUAUCACUUCAUGAGGUAAGAAGCUGCUGACUGAAUUUUUUCUUCAUUAAAUUGAUAAAUACAGCACUGUGUUCUCUGAAUAAUAUCAAUCAACAGAUCUCACAGAAUUUGUCUGUAACUCCCAAGAUGGAGAAGGCACAGAUUGUUCAGUACCUUUCACUGUUGACAGAUGAGAAGGUAAGGUUAUUGUCCAAGAUUUGCCAGUUGAGUUCUUUUGCAGUGCUCUUGUCAUAAAUUUUGGUAAUUUAUCAUUUUCUAGGAUAAUUUGGUUUCCAAAACAGGAGAGAGUGGAGGAGGAAUGUAUUGUAUAAGUAUCUUUUUAUGGCCAAAUGAAAUCAUAGCUAAGAAAAUAGAUUGUUGAUUUUGAUGAUAUUUUUAUACUCCUUACUGGAAAAUGUGGCUAAGGCUUUCGUUCCUGUAUUUAUGAUCCAUGUUCAAUUAUCUUGCUGGGUGUAUUUUGGUAGAAUUUGCAUUCCCUUUGCAAGAAUAGUUUCCCUUGACAGUUUUUUAGAUCUGCAAAAGUGUGUGGAUACCUUGUGCCAAAAUGUGAUUGAAUCCAUUGUUCAAGAGAGGUAAAUAAAAGUUGUUCCAUUGGAAUUUAGUCAGCUUACCCACGCUAGAAUCUUAAAAGGCAUUACUCCUUUGACCCUAAAAGUGACUAGCAUCUAAUUUCUCCUCACAAUAUCAUCCCUGAAUCAAACAUUAAGGUCACGAGAGUAAAGGAAAUGAUCACCAACUAAAGAAGCUUUUGAUUGUUAAACAAAUUCUCCUUGUCAGCACCUUAGUUAAUGUACAGAGAACAGUAUGGAGAAUAUGCAUACUGAUGUUAGGGUGUUAGGGGUUACUGCAACUGUUAUUUUAAAUUAUUAUCAUAAGCAAUUUCAUUACUGUCAUGAAAGAAUAGGCAAUUGUCUACUGGGAUGUAUGCAGUGUUGUGUGUCUUUUUUUUCCUUAUUUGAGGUUAGUGUUUUCUAUUACAUUGAAAUUCAGGUUUGGUUCAAGAUGCUUUAGAAUCUUCAGAUUGCUACUUCUUAAGAAACACAUGGAACAGAAACAGGUGGAAUGAUUUGUUAUCUUGCUUCCCUUUACCAUUAUUGUGAAUUGUAUGUUGUGAACUUAAUAUCUUAUAAGUUCAAAAUAACCUUGAUGUAGUAAGACAGACAUGUUUUGUUAACUAACUGUUGAAGACCAACUAACUGACCUACCAGGCAUUAAGGGUCAAUUCCAAACCAAACAGUGAGUAUGGCGUCAAAAUAUACAAAAAUGUCACACAUAUAUUGAAAAGGUUUCUCUGAAGCAACCAGAUCUUUAACCCUACCACUAACAAUUUUUUUGUAAAUGAUUAUGAUUUCAAAUCAUUUCAAUUUGCAGAUUGGUGAGUUGGCCAUGAUUCCAUCUAAAGAUGUCAAGGAGCUGCUCUACAAACUUUUCGCAGAGAGGUUUAUUGCACUACAGGUAAAAAAAAAACUGUUCGUUAAUCAUCUUUAAAAAGCAAUCAGACUUGUUUUCAUAACAUUAUGCUUUUCUCUGUUAACAGGAAAUCCCUCGAGCUUCUGAUUAUGCCCCGUCAAGAACAGUUUACUUGUUUUCUGUGAAUCUUCCACAGCUUAGUAGAAUGCUGCUUGAAAAAUCCUAUCAGGUGACCAAUCAGAUUACUUUUAACCACCAACUGACAUUGAUUAUAGCAACUUGUAAUGUCAGAACAUUUCAACACUUGAGCAGUGAGAAAAACCUAUCACAAGGGUUGAAGAAAAUGAAACUCUUGCCACUCACACAACAUGUAUUUGCACAGAAACAUUCACAAAAAAUUAAAACAGUUCUUAACCCUUAAACUCUCAGAAGUGAUUAACAGGCAACUUCUUGCAACAAUUUCCAUAUAAUUUCUUUCAAGUAGGUAAUGAGAAUACUCAAAGUUAUCAGGUAGAAACAUUUUUCUCAAUCUAACACCAAAUUCUCAUAAUUUAUCCACAAGAAAAUGUGUAGCAAUUAGAAAAAAGAAUUAAUCCUUUAACCCUUAACUCCCAGAAGUGAUUAACAUGAAACUUCUCCCUAUAAUAUCUUUACAUUAUCUAGCAAACAGGUAGUGAGAAUAUUCAAACUUAUCAGGUAGAUGUUGCUAUCUUGAUCUAACACCAAAUUCUCAUAACUAAUUUACAAUGAAAUGUGUAGCAGCUAGAGGGGAGAAUUAACAAUCAGAUCUUGGGAGUUUAAGGGGUGAAAGUAUUAAUUGGGUUCACCCCAGUGUGAGUUGUAUGUUACUGAGACCAAAUUCUAUUGAAAAGAAGGAUUUAAGUCCAUCACUUGCUCUUAGUCUUUUUUAAAAUGGUUGGUAUUCAAUACAUUAUUUGAUAAGGCUUUGUGAUAUAGUUAACACACAUGGUUCUUUUUUCCAGGCACUUGGGAACCUGAUGAGCAGAAGGGAGACUGAAAUACAGGAGCACAGGUAUGGAACAUCGCUUCUAAUUGAUUCUGUUGUAUUGUUUCAACAAGUAUAAAAACCUAUGAAAUAACACUGGUUCCUCCCCAGGCAUCCACAUAUGCAUGCCACAAUUAUUGUAGGAGGCAGGGGUGAUAGGCAGUUCCAGAUGCUCAGUUCAUAAAACAGGGGGAAAUAGUAAAGGUGUGCAAGUAGUGUUGGAGUGAAAAAGGAAGGAAGGAUUGGUUUGGGCAGGUUCUUUACCCAUCAGGGGUGGUAUAACCUCUUUUGCUAAUGAGAACAACCUGCUACUGUUAACCCUUUAACUCCCAGAUCAAAUUUCUUACUCUCCUUACUGUCAAUGAUACAAUUCUUAUAAUGUUAGGUCAAAGAAUGUGGUAUAGGAUCGACUAAUUAACCCUGAAAUUGCUAUUUUCUUUAUCCUCAUCACUUAUCUGGUUGAUAUUGUAUUUAAAUUGUAUGGAGGAAUUCUGUCUUGGUCACUCAUGGGAGUUAAAGAGUUAAACAUAGAAAUGCUAUUUUCUGAUCAUUGGUAAUACAGAACCCAGGUUUUUUUCCCACCAAGUCCUGCAUUGACCUUGCUCAUUUUUCCUUAGACGUUUAAUUGAAAAGAAAGAGAGAGUGGAGGCAACCAUAAACACACUGAAGGCUCAACAUGGUGAGGAGACAUCAGAAGAGGCUAUAGCUGAGCUGCGAGAGCUUAUUAUUCCAGCAGAACAAGAGCAGCUAAAGAAACUUAAGCUUUCUCUUGCCAAGUAAGUAACGUCAAAGUCAGUCACAGCAAGGGUUUUUCUACUGUUCAUUUUCACCAUGCUCGAGAUCACUUCAACAAAUGGCAUGUGUUCAAGAUCAAUGUAAUAAUUUGUGGCUCAGUGUUGUUUCUGUUCUUACAUUUGUUAACAGUAAACUUGUUGUUAAUUUAUGAAAUUAUGUACUUGCAUGCAUUCAACUUGGAUCUAUGAGGAAACAAACCCAGUGCAAUUUGACCAGGAGACCUCUGUAUGUCAAUUCCAGUGACUCAGCCCAUUUUACCACCUUUUUCAACCAUUCAGAGCAGGAAAUAUAUGUCAUUUUCAGAUAUAUUAAAUAUUCCAUAAACAUUUGCAAAGAGAAGAACAAAGUUAAUUUCAAAUUUCUUCAAUGUUGAAUGAAGCCACUAAAUUUGUGCCUGACUUUGUCUAUAGGUUGGAUCAGAGUGAGCUGCAAGUAGAUGAGACCAUUUUUAUUCUAUCCCAGUACAUUUCUUCGCAUUAG
Messenger RNA from Pocillopora meandrina, 6889 nucleotides. The record is from the annotation of a GenBank genome assembly. NCBI's taxonomy places the organism in Eukaryota, Metazoa, Cnidaria, Anthozoa, Scleractinia, Pocilloporidae.